This is a messenger RNA of Scatophagus argus, 1464 nucleotides long. RefSeq names its product probable thiopurine S-methyltransferase. Lineage: Eukaryota; Metazoa; Chordata; Actinopteri; Scatophagidae. The transcript has 8 exons. Gene Ontology annotation, molecular function: thiopurine S-methyltransferase activity. The coding region runs from base 359 to 1219 and encodes 286 amino acids. The record is from RefSeq and is a predicted model, not a curated record.
AGAAGUAGAACUGAAUAAUUUUGGGACAUUACUUUCCCUGAGUAGUACCUGUCAGGCACUUCAGGCUUUCUUAAAUGUCACGUAGACUCCGUUCUCACUGUGUCGUCAGGUACAUGUGGUCGGCAGCAGUCCUACCUUUAAAUGUCCUGCCAUUUUCGCUAAAGUCGUGAAACCAGCCGCAAGCAGUGAAAGACACGGAUCACCUGACGGACUGAGCUCAGGAUAAUAAAACGCCACCGACGUUGCUGUGUAUUGAUCGAUUCCAGUGUCUGUGUGGUCAUGAACGCUGCUGCUGCUUUGACGCUGAACACAUAUUGAGUAUCUUCACCCAGGUAAAGGUACGCUCUCAGUAACAAUCAUGCGGGAUUCAGAUUGUCUGCUCAAAGUGCUGUGGUUGGUUUUAUGCCAAGCUGUUGCUGGCAGUUGGGCUCAGGCAAACAUAACCAGCAUGUUGGCACCGCAGGCGAAUCGCAUCAUGGCGCUUGGCGAAUGGGAGGAACGCUGGCAGGAGGACAGGAUCGGCUUCCAUCAGCCACAAGUACACAAGAUGCUGGAGAACAACAUCGAUAAGGUCCUUGCUGGACGGUCAAGCGUUCGCUUCUUCUUCCCUCUCUGUGGGAAAGCUGUUGAUAUGAAGUGGCUAGCAGACAUGGGCCAUUCAGUGGUCGGAGUGGAGAUAUCUGAAAAGGCUAUAAAACAGUUCUUUGAGGAGAACAACAUGACCUACAGUGAGGAACCUGUUCCUGCCAUACCAGGAGCAAAGCUUUACAAGGCAGGUGAACUAUACAUGAGCGUGUUUGCUUCUCAUAACAAAAUGUUAAUGCAGUUUGUGUUUGUUCCACAGAGCACAGAGAGAAAUGUCUCCCUGUAUCAGUGUGACCUGUUUAAUUUCUCCGGUUCCAUUGAUGGUCAGUUUGGGGCAAUCUGGGACAGGGGCUCUCUAGUGGCCAUCAACCCAAGAGACAGAGAAAAGUAUGCUGCUCUCAUAACGUCUCUUAUGGCCAAAGACUGCAGAUACCUUUUGGACACUUUGUUGUACAAUCCUGAAUUGUAUCCAGGUCCCCCCUUCUUUGUGCCGGAUGAACAAGUACAAAGCCUGUUUGGAAACAGCUGUGAUAUAGAACUGCUGCAGUCAGUGGAUGCUCUGACAGACAGACAUCGAGGCUGGGGGCUGGACUACCUGACUGAAAAUGUAUACCUCAUCACUUUUAAACAUUAACUUGUAAGUUUAGAGAGCUUAGAAAAGCAGAUCUUGGGUAUUUAAUUGCCAACACAGAAUCUAGGAAGUUUUUGCAUAUGCCUCUUUUUUUCUUUUUAACGCUUAAACAUCUUUUUGACAUUUUAGUAGAAAAUGGAGAUGUGUUGAAAUAAGAAUUUCUAAAAACCUUUUAAAACUCAGGAACUUUCCAAAGGAACCCAGUAAAGUUUUGAAUUCCUGACAUAAUAAAAUGCUUUUUGUAACAA